AUGACACAGUAUACGCCUGCCCACUAUUGCCUGAUUGGAUUAAGUGUACUAGUUAUUGUUUCAUUCUUUGUGGGUUUGGUCUACCUCAUCGUUCGAGAACACUUUAAAAGAACUGAAGCCAGGAAACAGCAGUGGAAGAAUAUGCUGCAGCGACGAAGGAAGGCAAUCAGUGGACAGCCCAGAAGUUCAAACAUGGAGGUUUUCCAGAAGAACGUUACUGAGGAAUGA
Messenger RNA from Candidula unifasciata, 228 nucleotides. Lineage: Eukaryota; Metazoa; Mollusca; Gastropoda; Stylommatophora; Geomitridae. The record is from the annotation of a GenBank genome assembly.